UUAAAUGAAAUAGUGGACUUUGGUACAUCGAUUAUUCGAGCAUAAUAUUGUAUUGAUUGUAAAUUGAGUUUUACGAUAAUAAAUUAUUAAUAUUGAUCUAUAACAUUCAUGGUCGCCACUCGCAGUCACCCGUCAAUGUCAAACGAACAUAUUAUGAUCUCUUACAAGUCUGUCCUAACGCUUCGUCAACGAUGAAACUCUUUUUAACUGGCGCAUCAGGCUUGUUGGGUAGGUCUAUUUACGAACGUUUUCUGAACGAACCGGAUUGGACUGUGUGCGGGAUUUCGUUCAAAAGAACACGUCCCGGGUUGACUAAACUGAACCUACUUGAUAAAGAUGCAGUCACUAACCUCCUUAAUACCAUUUGCCCUGAUGUAAUUGUUCACUGUGCUGCAGAACGGUUUCCAGAUAAAGUAGAAAAUGACCCUCAAGCUGCUUAUGAUCUGAAUGUUGGAGUAUCAGCUCAUCUUGCUGAUGUAGCAAAAAAUCUCAAUGUGCCAUUAUUGUAUAUCAGUACAGAUUAUGUGUUUGAUGGAGACAAAAGUCCUUAUAAAGAAACUGAUGAACCUACUCCUAUAAAUGAAUAUGGAAGAUUGAAGUUACUCGGUGAAAAAGCAGUCCUUGCUGCUAAUCUAAAUAAUAUUAUUCUCCGGAUUCCAGUACUUUAUGGACCAGUUGAAAGUUUAGAAGAAAGUGCAAUUACUUAUUUGUUCAUUGGAUUAAAAAAGUGUCAAAAUAAUAAUGAAUUAUUUAAAGUCUCCAAUUAUGAACUUCGUAAUCCAUCAAGUGUUAAUGAUAUAGCACACAUUGUGUUUCAUUUAGUAGGAAAAAAAAUUGUAUCUAGUAAUGAUAUCAGUGGAAUUUAUCAGUGGUGUGGAAAAGAAAUGUAUACAAAGUAUGAUAUGGUGGCUAAAAUAGCUAAGAAUUUUAACAUGAGUAUGAAGCAAGUAGUUCCAGUAAAUGGGCAAGGUGGAGUAAAACGCCCAUUUAAUACUUUAUUAGAUGUAUCACGUUUAAAUCAAUUGGGAAUUGGAACACAUACUAAUUUUGAAGAUGGAAUAAAAACUGUAUUAGCUAGUUGGAAUUAGUUUUUUUAUAAUAACUAAAUGUAAAAUAAAAUAAAAUGCAUUUAAUCUAAACUA
This is a messenger RNA of Rhopalosiphum maidis (corn leaf aphid), 1142 nucleotides long. RefSeq names its product methionine adenosyltransferase 2 subunit beta-like. Gene Ontology annotation, molecular function: methionine adenosyltransferase regulator activity. Gene Ontology annotation, cellular component: methionine adenosyltransferase complex. Bases 192 to 1088 code for a protein of 298 amino acids. The record is from RefSeq and is a predicted model, not a curated record. The transcript has 6 exons. Gene Ontology annotation, biological process: S-adenosylmethionine biosynthetic process. Lineage: Eukaryota; Metazoa; Arthropoda; Insecta; Hemiptera; Aphididae.